CAGAUAUAGUCAGCAUCCAACACGAACAGCCACAAGAGCUGAUAGAAAGAAAUUGGAGCUCAUCUUCCAACAAAGGUUGUUUCCAUUUUGCAGCCUUUGGAAUUUUUGGAAGAUUCAUAACAAGUAAAAUCAGAAGCACUCUGCAACACAAGUUUGAAUUCUGUCUGUGACUAUUUGAAUGAUGAGUACCCCAUCUGUUCAACGCAUUUCAGAAUGCUUUAUAAAGCCACAGCGCCCCAUUGAAGACUCAAACGAAAUCUACCAUUUAACACCAUGCGAUAUUACAUUGUUGUCUAUGAACUAUAUUCAAAAGGGCCUCCUCUUCAAGAAGCCCCCAGUAUCCACUAAUCAACAAGAUUUCAUCCAACACUUGUUGGAUAAGAUGAAGCACUCCCUUUCAAUUGCACUUAACCAUUUCUAUCCAUUAGCUGGUCGCUUUGUGACCCAAAAAACCCAAGAGCCCCCUACUUAUGUUGUUUUCGUUGAUUGCAAAAACAGUUGUGGAGCUAGUUUUAUGUAUUCAACAUUGGAUAUGACCAUAUGUGACAUCCUAUCCCCUAUUGAUGCCCCACAAAUUGUUCACUCAUUAUUUGACCAUGACAAAGAUGUAGUGAACCAUGAUGGUCACACCAUGCCAUUGUUGGCCAUUCAAGUCACCGAGCUAGUGGAUGGUGUUUUCAUAGGUUGUUCCAUGAACCACAGCAUUGCUGAUGGUACUACUUUUUGGAAUUUCUUCAACACAUGGUCUGAGAUAUUUCAAUUUCAAACACAAGGGCAUCAUGAACAUGUUAUUGAUGUUCCCAUUUUGCGAAAACCCGUUCUCAAUCGUUGGUUUCCAAAGGGUUGUAGUCCUCCAAUCAACCUUCCCUUCAAACAUCAUGAUGAGUUUAUCAGAAGAUUUGAACCAGCUGAGCUGAGACAGAGAAUCUUCCACUUCACAGCAGAGUCUAUUGCCAAGUUAAAAUCAAAGGCCAACAUGGAAUCAAGUACCACCAAAAUCUCCUCAUUCCAAUCCUUAGCAGCACAUGUUUGGAGAUGCAUAACUCGGGCACGUAGAGUACCAUACACUGAGAGAACCACUUGCUUAUUAGUUGCAAACAACAGAACAAGAAUGGAACCGCCACUGCCUCAGGAGUAUUUUGGAAACUGCGUUCAAAGUGUGAAAGCAGGAGCAACAGCAGAAGAAUUGGAUCAACAUGAUCUAGGAUGGGCAGCAUGGAAAUUCCACAUGGCUGUUACAAACCAUAAUGAUAAAACAAUUAAACAAGCAGCCAAAGAGUGGUUACAAUCUCCUGUUGUGUAUCAAACUGGUGAGCGCUAUGAUCAGUACACUUUGUUGUUCACUAGUUCACCAAAGUUCAACAUGUAUGGGAAUGAGUUUGGAAUGGGGAAAGCGGUGGCAGUUCUAAGUGGUUCUGCCUUCAAAUUUGAUGGGAAAGUUACAUCUUAUCAAGGAUAUGAAGGAGGGGGAAGCAUAGAUUUGGAAGUGUGCCUUUUGCCUGAAACCAUGCAUAUGCUGGAAUCAGACAAUGAGUUCAUGAGUACAGUUUCUUCGUCCAAGUCUAAUGGUCUAUACUAGUUUGUCAAUGAGCCCUGUGUUAUUAGUUGUUAGUUAAUUGUGGUUUGUUGAGAUAGUUUAGUUUAGUUUAGUUAGUUAGUUAGUUGGUUUAUAUUAGUUGACAUGUAAUCUUUUAUUGUAUGAUCAUCUUUUUCAUAUUAAUCAACACAAUGAGUUGUUUCUAUAGAACCCCUCUUUUGUUUUUUGAACUUCAUGAUCUAUGGCUAUAUCAAAUGGGUGUUACUUGCAUCACUCAUUUAGGAGAAUUCUGCUGCCGAAGAUGGUAAUGUAGAGAGCGAGACUAAGGAUAUGAGUUUGACGGAGGCAAAGCAAGUAACCAUGGAUGAAGAAUUCAUUAUGAUCCAGAACCACCAUGUGCAGAUUCAAGUGCCCAUAGGAUAAAAACUUCUAUUUUCGGUGGUAGAAGAAAUACAGAUAGAGCGUGCCCAACUAAUUUGAACCAACUAACUACCCUAAACUGCCUCAUAAUCACAAUUAACUAACAUCUUGUAACAUUUCUGUAGAAAAUAUGCAAGUUGUACUGUACUGUGCCUAAGACCAUAACAUAUAACAAUUAUGUCAAAAAGCACCCAAAAUACAUGCUUCAAGUUUACAAAUUCAAUGUCAUUUAAAUUGUUGAUUCACUUGAGACUCUUUAAGUCUCAACACUCUGCCCCAAUAUGGAAA
Messenger RNA from Cajanus cajan (pigeon pea), 2245 nucleotides. Its product is annotated as putative acetyltransferase At3g50280. The record is from RefSeq and is a predicted model, not a curated record. NCBI's taxonomy places the organism in Eukaryota, Viridiplantae, Streptophyta, Magnoliopsida, Fabales, Fabaceae.